This is a messenger RNA of Blepharisma stoltei, 1564 nucleotides long. The record is from the annotation of a GenBank genome assembly. Lineage: Eukaryota; Ciliophora; Heterotrichea; Heterotrichida; Blepharismidae.
AUGGAGCCAAGAAAAAGAGCCAAGCUAGCUAUCAAAUGGCCUUUAAAAUUCACCAUAGAAGGCCGCUAUCACCGAGCUCGUGCAAGCACUAUAACUCUUCCUCAUGGAGAAGUCCAAACACCAGUCUACAUGCCAGUAGGCACCAAAGGGGCUAUCAAAGGCGUCACUUUCCAACAAAUGAGAGAGCUUGGCUGCCAAAUUUUACUAGGAAAUACUUAUCAUCUAGGAAAUUACCCUGGAACUGAAGUCUUAGAUAACUUUUCAGGCCUGCACAAUUUUGAAGGCUGGGAUCGAAAUAUUCUGACUGACUCUGGUGGUUUUCAAAUGGUUUCUUUAUUAAAACUUGCACAAAUCACUGAAGAAGGCGUCGAGUUUGAGUCCCCAACUGAUGGUUCCAGGAUGCUUCUAACCCCAGAGGAAUCAAUGAGGAUCCAAAAUUCAAUAGGAGCCGAUAUCAUGAUGGCACUUGACGAUGUGACGAAUCCUCUUUCUACUAAAGAAAGACUAGAAGAAGCAUGCCACCGUACAACCAGAUGGAUUGAUAGAUGCAUUCUUGCCCAUAAUCCUAGCAAGCCACAAAACUUGUUUGGAAUAGUUCAGGGUGGUUUGGAUGCCUCAUUAAGGGAUAUUUCGUUAGAAGGGCUAAUAUCAAAAAAUUUGCCUGGGUAUGCCAUAGGUGGACUUGCAGGGGGUGAAGCCAAAGAAGAUUUUUGGAAAAUAGUCGCACAUUGUACAAAUAAAUUACCUUGGGAAAAGCCGAGAUACCUUAUGGGAGUAGGAUAUCCUAUUGAUUUAUUGGUGUGCUCUUGUCUAGGUGUUGACAUGUUUGACUGCGUUUUUGCGACUAGGACUGCAAGAUUUGGACAAGUUUUUACAAAAAAAGGCUUUUUAAGGCUUAGGCCUGAAGAAAUGAAAUCAGAUUUGUCUCCUUUAGAUGAGUCCUGCAACUGUCCAACUUGUAUAAAGUAUACAAAAUCGUUUUUGAGCUCUUUGCUACACAAAGAACAAACUGCAUGCCACUUAUUAUCAAUACACAAUAUUUAUUUCUUAUUUACCUUACCCUCGGGUUUUUUUGGAUUUAAGAGGGCCGGACCUGGAACUUUUGUCCGGGAUGGGUUUUUCUCCUGGUCGGACCACACAGGGCAAUUUCCCCCUUACUAUAGACAAGGAAACCAGAUCCAUGCCGCAACUCCUCGCUCUUGGAUGCUAAAGGUAAUGGGCGCAGAAGGGGGAUUUGGGGUCGUGCCCUAUCUCACAUUCAUGGAUAGAUCAUGCCGACCUCUAGGAGUUUCCAAGGAAGUAUCUGAGUGCAUCUCCCCAAGAGAUGGGCGACGUGGUGACGUUGACAGAAAAGGCUGUAAGUUCAACCGAAAUAAACCCCGAAGACCCAUUCUAGCUUUAAUCUAAUCUAUUUACCUUAAUGAGGGAAAUCAGAGAAGCGAUUUUAUCAGGCGAGCUCGAAGAAUAUGCGAGAAAUUUUGUAUUAGAAUGAUUUAACGGAGUAGAAAAUGUGCCGAAUUGGGUAAAAGAAGCAUUAGCUGAAGCCAGUAUUACGUUAAAUUAA